AUGGGAGCAAAAAUAAGGCAUUCUAUGGCCCAGGAAGCGGAGUUGAAUUUGAUGCUGGAUACGUCCUCCGACGCCAGUCCUGCCGAGCCGUGGGAUUCUCCGUGGAAACAGCAAAGUAACCGCCAGAUAGUGAAGUGGUCUACAGUUUCACUGACCUUGAUCUCUGUUGCCCUUCUCCUCCUCAUUUUGAAGUGCUCCACUUGGCUACGAGCAAAUUCAUCAAGAAGCUUUAGAAUCCUUGCGGAAGGAGGGGAAGGCGAAGGCGACGAAACUUCGCCUCUUCUUGAAGGUGAACAAAAACGCUUACGGCAUACAUUAAGGAGGCUUGGUCAAUUUGCGGAAGGGCUCUGCUCCACCCAUUCCUCACCGCGUGACUGGGAAUUCAGUGCACGUUGCCCAAAGCUUGGUGGUACUGGCGACAUGAAAGUAGUUGUUGAAGUUCAGGAGAUUUUUGGGCGCGAUGUACAAGUUGUAGCUGAAGAAAUGAUCGUUGUGGUUUUCAAUGAAGUGGCCACGGCAGGCAUUCCGCCGGGGGGAACAACCCCUUUGGCGAUCGUCCUUGAGAAGCCACAUGACGUGCCCUGCACAGGCCGUGUCGUGAUUAAGGUCCACGCCGAAGACUUAGAAAGCUCUUCUUGA
Molecule: messenger RNA, 639 nt
Organism: Eimeria necatrix
Lineage: Eukaryota; Apicomplexa; Conoidasida; Eucoccidiorida; Eimeriidae
Exons: 6
Coding region: 1-639 (212 amino acids)
Source: RefSeq, a predicted model, not a curated record